Molecule: messenger RNA, 1121 nt
Organism: Fonticula alba
Lineage: Eukaryota; Rotosphaerida; Fonticulaceae
Exons: 2
Coding region: 120-1121 (333 amino acids)
Source: RefSeq, a predicted model, not a curated record
CCGUGCCCAGACUUGUUCGGGCCACCCUGCCUUGCUCCUUCUUGCGCGCGCACCCGCCACCGCCUUGCCCCUUGCCCCUUCCCCCCGCCGCGGGGCUCGUUCAUUCACCCUCGGCCAGCAUGCGUGCACACGCCUUCCCACGCACCGGGGAGAUGCCCAGCCCGUCGGAUAGCUCCUCCUCGUUCGAGGACUUGGCGGACUUCGAGCUGCUCCCGGCGUCCGACGCGGAGAGGAGCCCGCGCGAGCCGGCCGACGACGCCAGCGCGGCUGGGCCCCGCCAGGCGGCAUCGCCUUCGGGCCUCGAGUUGGAUGAGACGACAGACCCUUCGGCGGACGCGGUCCUUCCCUUGAACCGGGACACCAUGCUGUUCCUCAUGGCCGUGACGCAGGGCUGGGCGCCGGCCGAGUACCGGGAGAGCGCGGUGCCGGUGGAGUUCCUCCGGCUGGUUGGCCGGGAGGCGCCCGAGCCCGAGCCCGAGCCCGAGCCCGAGCCCGAGCCCGAGCCCGAGCCCGAACCGACCGUACACCUGGCCGUGUCCCUGCGACUGGUGACCACGGUCCAGUGCUUCGAUGCCGGGCAGGCGGCCCCGGCGGUGCAAGUGAAGGCCGUGCGGCGUGUGCGGUGGCCGGGCGGGCCGGUGGCCCUGCGGCCGGCCGGCGGCCUGCAGGAUGCGGUCUUCCGGCGGCUGGAGCGGCUGGCCGAGUCGGAGCUCCUGCGCACCGGGGCCCCGCACCACGCGUAUCUCCUCCAGCAGGAGGGGGAGGCCCUCCCGGGCCAUGGCCACCCCUGGCGGCGGGUGUCGGUGGCGCAUUGCCUGGUGGCCGACAUCCAGACGGCCGGUCCGGCCGGGGGCCGGCCGCUGAGGCGCCGGCUCCGGCAGGUUGCCUGCGUGCUGGUGGCGGCCGACCGGGGCGCCGAGGCGCCGCCCAAGCCGGCCCGGGGGGGCCGCCGGGCCCGGGCCACCGGACCCGGGGCCCCGGCCGGCUGCCUCCCAGGCGCCGGCCAGACCCUGCGCGUGUCCCGGGACGGCGGGCUUGCCUGCGAGCAGGGGGCCCUGCUGCAGGCGGCUGCCGCGGCGCUGGCCGACCUGCGGCGUGCUCUGGACGCCGGGGACUACUGA